Messenger RNA from Alternaria rosae, 3453 nucleotides. RefSeq names its product rab-GTPase-TBC domain-containing protein. The record is from RefSeq and is a predicted model, not a curated record. The transcript has 5 exons. Lineage: Eukaryota; Fungi; Ascomycota; Dothideomycetes; Pleosporales; Pleosporaceae. Bases 290 to 2968 code for a protein of 892 amino acids.
GGCUCCUCAGUGGCUUCCCCGAAGUUCAAGGCCGCGGCCAGGGUGCCAGGGUCGUGCUCCACUCUCUCUAAUUCACCAACCCACGUCGCUGUCCCGCUCCUAAUUCCCCAUCACCACCCACAACCACCGCCGCGCCCCCCGACCUGUUCCCCGACGCCCGAACAGUACUACUUUUUAAUCUCUAUUCUCUACACACGCCUAAACGACACGUUCCGCACGUUGACGGCAGCUGCCUUUCAAGAUACCCUCGACCGACCCGCAGUAGCCUACACCGCCAACCCUUGCAAAUAUGGCGGACAAGACCGAAAGGCCCACGAGCUCACACAGUUCCGACAAAGACGGUGACGACUUCGAAGACGCUUCUGAGAUUACCCCUCGCCCCGACUCACACUCAGAACGAUCGCAGUCGCGGUCACGCUCCCUCCUACAGCGAGAGUCUUCCAACUCCACCGUACAGGCCGGCAAACCAGUCUCUCCCAAUCCUGCAGUCCCAAAACUGCCCAAAGAGGAGAGCGACGACAGCGAGGAGGAUGACGACGAUGAUGACGACGACGACGAGGAUGAGGAUGAAGAUGAUAGCGACGAGUCAGAGAGCGAACCCGAAGUCGUCAAAAAGCCUACCGAGACUGCACCGGCAGCCAAGUCACCACUCUUGACUGGACACAGGGUCUCAGUCACCUCAGACAUGGACGAUGUGUCGUUGGAUAGUGAAGGCUCCAAGGCUGCUGGAAUACUUCCCAAACUACCACCGCGAGACUCUCGAGACUCCACAAGCUCAGCAAGUGGCCUACAAGGCCUUUCCGGCACAAUGGCACCCGUAAAAUUCCCUCCUCCACCCGCACCGCCCGCUGUACAAGAGAAAGAGAAGCCCGCGCCGGCACCGACGACUAGGAAGCUCACAGGCCCCUUUGCGUGGCUUUCGAGGAAUAGUUCCAGCAAGAAGCCUGAGUCUCCUCCCGCGACUACAACAACUGCCGAGCGACGUCAUACUGGGGCAUCUAUUGCAACCAUCGGCAGCAAUCCUGAGCUCACUUUGAGCAGGAUCGAAGAUGAGGGAGACAUGGGCUCCAAGAACAGAUCAAGCCAGGGCAGCCUGCGAGAUCGUUUCAAGAUUCUGCGGAUGAGGGAAGAAGCGGGCAUAACACUGGAUGACACAACCGGAGAUGGCAGUCCAGCAGGAGCAUUAGCAUCACCAGGUCUCGGUCUCGGCAUUGCCAGUCCCACCCCUCUAGCUGAGGAAGAGCCAGGAAGUCCUCCAGCGCUCGCAAAGCAACCUACAAUAAACCCCAAGUUGGCCCCUGGUACCGCUUCUGGGUUCGCCGCUGGUCCGGCGGGAGAUGCGGCUGAGCCUGUCGACUGGGAUCUAUGGCAGUCAGUGGUCAAUGAGGGCCCAGCCGCAAUCGCACGUACCAGCUCCGAAGAAUUGAAUCGCGCCAUCGCCAGCGGUAUCCCUCAAGUCAUCCGUGGUGUUAUCUGGCAAGUGCUGGCGCAAAGUAAAAGCGAGGAGCUGGAGAGCAUGUACAGGGAGUUAGUCGCUCGUGGAACAGACAAGGAAUACAUGAGCGUCAGGAACAGCACUGUCAGCACCGGCCAAGCCAGUGCGAACGGAAAGGACUCGGUCGCUUCUUCCUCGUCUUCUGUGCAUUCUGACUACUCGAGCCCGGCUACAACAGCUGCCAGCACGACUGCGCCAUUAGGCUCGCCAUCACUCACGUCAGACGAAGACCCCAUCAAGGUACAAGCGAGGCUUGCCGCGGAGAAGAAACAGAAUGCAGCCACCAUCUCCAAAUUAGAAAAGGUCAUCAAGCGCGAUCUCGGAGCGCGGACGAGCUACUCCAAGUACCUCAUGGCAGCUGGGCUACAAGACGGUCUCUUUGGUAUCUGCAAAGCCUAUGCUCUGUACGAUGAUGCUGUUGGUUACGCUCAAGGCAUGAACUUCAUCGCUAUGCCUCUGCUCUUCAAUAUGCCUGAGGAAGAAGCAUUUAGUCUCUUCGUAACGCUCAUGAACAAAUAUCGUCUGCGCGACCUUUUCGUGGCUGAUAUGGCUGGACUUCAUCUGCAUCUUUACCAGUUCGAACGCCUUUUGGAAGAUCUCGAACCUGCUCUGUACUGCCAUCUUCGCCGGAGAGAGGUCAAGCCCCAGCUCUACGCAACGCAAUGGUUCCUCACGUUGUUUGCAUACCGAUUCCCGCUACAGCUCGUCUUGCGCAUCUACGACCUGAUACUCAGCGAGGGUCUUGAGUCUGCGAUCUUGAAGUUCGGCAUCGUACUGAUGCAGAAGAACGCCGAAACAUUGCUGGGUAUGAAGGACAUGUCUACCCUGACCCAGUUCCUCAAAGAGCGAUUGUUCGAUGUCUACAUCGACAAAGCUCCGUCGGCCAACUCCAUUCUCGAGAACGGCUUCUUUGGUUCGACGGCCGGUAUCGACAAGGAGAUUUAUCGCGCAGACACCCUCGUCAAAGAUGCAGUUUCCGUCAAGAUCACGCCAGAGAUGCUCAAGCAAUACACCGCUGAGUGGAAAGAACAGCAACGCGUAGAGAAGGAGCGCGAGACAGAACUUCAUGGAUUGAAAGACAAGGUCACGCAUUUGGAGCAAAAGGUUCGGUCUUUGGAACAUCGUGCUGAACAGUCCGACAUGGAACAUGUCCAGGUCGCUUCUGAGCUCAUCAAGACCAAGGUCGAGAAUGAGAACUUCGCCGAAGAAAACGAGACGUUGAAGACCAAGGUCUUGGAACUACAGAAGAUUGUCGACACCCAACCUGCUGAGGUUGAAGCAAGACUGAAGAACGAGAUGGAGACUGUCAUGCAAAAGAACAUUGUCGUCCACAACGAGAACCGCAACCUAGAGGAUUCGAUGGCCGAGAUGGAGAAAGAAUUGGUUGACGUCAAGAUGCAAUGGGCUACAAUCAACGAAGAGCACGAAGCGCUCAAGCAAAAGUGGAACAACAUUUCGCAGAUGAUGAAGUAAGCCCGGUGGUGGGCUCAUUUUUGCAUCAAAGGCAUCGGAUUGACUUGCAUACAGCACGCAAGCGCCGCCACCCGUUGGGGAUCAGAUCUAUUCUGUCGCGUCGACCGCCCUUUAAUUCGUUUCUAAUGUCUAUAUACACGUCCGCCCCGUACAAUAGCACUUCUGGCAGGGCCUUGUCGCGCGUUAUGCUUUGGCAUCAUCAGUUUCGCAUCAUUAUCUGUACCUGUGGCUUGGUGGGACGGAUGGAGAUGCCUUCAGUUGGAUACGAUCAGAAUUGGAUAGCUUGCAUGGAAUGGGAGCAAGGUGUUUAGGAAAGUGGCGAUUGAAUCAGCAUACGUCUAUCUCUAUAGACUCAUGGAAGGCGUUUUCCGCUUUGUUUCGUUGGCUUGUAGCAUGUUAUGAUGGAAGCCUAGUUGGUUAGAUCAUCAAUAGAAGCACGACAUGAUUCAGCAGAUAUGGAUAUGCUUGCCACUGGCGAUUGUAAC